This is a messenger RNA of Aspergillus versicolor CBS 583.65, 806 nucleotides long. It is a transcript of the gene tma22, whose product is annotated as putative RNA binding protein Tma22. Gene Ontology annotation, biological process: translation reinitiation; formation of translation preinitiation complex. The record is from RefSeq and is a predicted model, not a curated record. The coding region runs from base 131 to 724 and encodes 197 amino acids. NCBI's taxonomy places the organism in Eukaryota, Fungi, Ascomycota, Eurotiomycetes, Eurotiales, Aspergillaceae. The transcript is spliced from 4 exons. Gene Ontology annotation, molecular function: mRNA binding; translation initiation factor activity.
ACCCCGCGCUUCUCAAUAGCAUGUGUCUGAUAUUCGAGCAGCCCGCACACUUCACACAUUCUUGCAAUCCACUCCCCAUGGAUUUCGGGGAGAAAGAGAUAUAAAAUAGAAGCAUACAAUAACCGCAAACAUGGCAGAGGUCGCACAAGCUCCUGCAGAAGUUCAAGCUCGGCAGAUCACAUAUUGCGGCGUUUGCACAUUACCUCCAGAGUACUGCGAAUUUGGCGGGACGGCAAAAAAAUGUCAAGAUUGGUUAAAGGAGAACCAGCCGCAACUGUAUCAACGGUUAUACUCUGAUGAAGCUAUAAGCGCGAACCUCUCAGCUCUCUCCGUUUCUGUCCAGGAACGCGCAGCCAAGGAUGCCGCGAAGAAGGAAGCAAAGGCUGCCGCGGCAGAAGCACGAGACGCCGAGCGACGGGCGACGUCGAAGGUCCAAAUAAAGCGUGUCGAGCGGAACAAGCGUAAGCAUGUUAGUGUUCUUACGGGCCUCGAGGUUUAUGGCCUAGAGAAUAAGAAAGUGGCUAAGGAAUUGGGCAAAAAAUUUGCGACGGGAUCCUCAGUCACGAAGUCCGCUGCUGGAAUUGAGGAGAUCACAGUGCAGGGUGAUGUUUGUGAAGAUAUUAAGGAAUGGUUAUUGGAACAAUAUGGAAAGGGAAUUUCCGAGUCUAAUAUUGAGAUUGUCGAAGAUAAGAAGAAGAAGAAAGGGGGGGCUGCUGAACCCUAAGGUUUCAUAAAAAUCGAUGAUCACAACAAUCAUGCUCUAUCCAAAGCUUCCAUGUGAAGGUCACAGCUAGGGUAACAAACAU